Messenger RNA from Onychostoma macrolepis, 10800 nucleotides. Its product is annotated as leucine zipper putative tumor suppressor 3. The record is from RefSeq and is a predicted model, not a curated record. Gene Ontology annotation, biological process: regulation of dendritic spine morphogenesis. The transcript is spliced from 6 exons. Gene Ontology annotation, cellular component: dendritic spine. Bases 4010 to 6277 code for a protein of 755 amino acids. NCBI's taxonomy places the organism in Eukaryota, Metazoa, Chordata, Actinopteri, Cypriniformes, Cyprinidae.
UUGGCAAUUCUGUAUCCUGUUUGCUGCCUCAAUUCAAAUUCAGUUCAUAUUCAAUUUUCACCUCACUGAUGUUGCUGUAGGAACCAAAGAGCACAAAUACACACUGAUGCUGCCUUCAAGUCCUGCUGGAUCAUUUUCAUGAGUUCAGAAAUCAUAUUUAUAAAAUAAAAAAAAUGCUGAAAUAAAUAAAUGCAUUCAACGGUGAACACGGGAGGCAUUUUGUUGCACAAAUGCAGAAGAAUGAAGAGUGAAGGAUGAGCAUAAUUCCACAACAGACAGUUAUGGGAAAUGUAGUUUUACUGUAAAUAUGAUUUUUCCGACAUGUCUUGAAGGCAGCGUGAGAUCCUGCAGUGAAACUCACACAUGAGCAGUUCUGCUGUAUACUUUCUGUGCAGGUUUGCUCUGCUUUCGGACCAAAUUCAGAAACCACUGAGAGCACACUUGGUUUGUUUCAGGGUUUUAAAAGCGCUUAUGCUCAGUUAUAAAGGCACGCUCCUAAUUAACUCUAUCUCAGCCUUUAUGUCAACAUAAUAUAAUGCAUAAUCAUCUUUAUUAUUCAAUUUAUACGUAAAUAAGAAUAAUAUAAUCUAGUUGCCAAGGUUCCAAACAACUAGUGUGAACAGAAAGUGAACAGAAAGUGGACUGAGACCCGAUCAGCAUUCAGAUUGACUAAACAGUGAUCAGAGUCCACUUUCUAGUCCACAUGCAAUGUGAAUGCAAACAGAACUGAAUUCUUUUUCACUUCACUUUUUGACUCAAGUGUGAAAAUUAACAAAUUCAGGGCUGUUUUUAUUUUAUUGGCAAUCAGUGGCGUAAUUUCUGUAGAGAAACUAGUAAACAAAUCAAACAUCAAUCCUCAACGUGCCUUGAGCUUCCUGGAAGAGCGUUUAUUUGUGAAGUGACGUAAUCGAAAACAUCAACCUCCUCCAUCAAACAUCAACAAACUUUACAUUUUAUUUAUUCAUGAGUUCAAAUUUGCAGCUUUCUGUUUUGUUUUCUGUCUAUACUGUAUUUGUAUUUCCUCUUUUAACCAGAAUCAUAUUGCACCAUAUUUAUCCGUUUAUUUGAUAUUCUAGUAUUUUGCUGGAAUUAUGAUGCCGUUCAACCCAAAAUGACAUCAUUUACUCAACCUCAUGUUGUUUAAACCUGUGUGACUUUCUUUCUCUCAUUGAGAGGAAGAUUAUCAGUGAAUAAUGUCGGUCUGCACAGUUAUUACAGUUAACUAACACUAAAAUUAAGACCGUUAAAAAACAUUUUGUUGCUUGAAAUUAAGAUUACAAGUAGCAGAAAAUUUUCGAUAGUUUCCAAAAAAUCCCAAUACGUUUCAAAAUUACUGGAAAAUUUAGGAAAUUUCACUUUUUUGCAACCAUGCUUGAAAUAAAAUAAACAUGAACUGAACUGAAAUAAAAUAUUAAAAAUGUAAACAUAUUUUAUUUCAACGAGUUGCCAAGGCAACAUUUCUUGUUUUUGUUCUCAUUUUCUAAAAUAGCUCAAAUUAAAUAAACUAAAACAAAAAAAUCAUUAAAAUUUUUUUUUUAAAUUGCAAAAGCACACAACAAAAUUACUAAAACCUAAACUAAAAAGUAUAAAAAAUACAAUCUAAUUAAAAAACUAUAGUAGUAUAAUGAUGCUAAAAUAGCACUAUUCUAUAUUAUAUAACGCACAAAUCAUAUGGACUCCUGAUUAUGAAUGUUUAGAUUAAUUUUUGGACACUUUCUUGGUCCUGUGUAUGGCUUGAAAGCCAAUAGGGUUUGAGCAGCAUGAGAGAGAGUAAAUUUCAUUUUUGUGCAUCUGUAACGAAUCUGUAGUAGUGUAGUAUUUCAUUUGUCCUCGUGAAUAUAACAACAGAGACAUGUCAAACACUGUGAGGCUACUGUAGGAUUUUAUAGGAAGGAGGAUUUAUGCAGUUUGUGUUCACGUUUAUAUUUGUGUGUGAAGCCGUUUUUAUUUAAUGUAAUAUAUAUAUAUAUAUAUAUAUAAAAAAAAAAAAGAGAGAAUUUGUGUUCCAGAGUUGUUCUAUCAUCACACUUCCUCGGCGAUCUGGACUGAUGACUGACAGGUCUUCCUGUUGAAAAUGCAUCUCGCUAAAUGAACUCUGAAUGACAGCAGUGGAAUCAUGGGAGGCGGAGCUCCGCUGUGCCUUAAUUUCUCAGCUCUCUCUCUCUAAUUAGACUCCUUCCAGCGCCUCGCUCUCCGUCACAUGACACCAGCUUCUGCUCCAGUUGGAUGGAGACCAUCGCCAUAGUAACCUUGAGAAGUUGUUGAUGUCACCGAUGAAUUUGUGAAUGGAGAGAGCGAGAUAUGAGAGAUGGGUUUAUUAUAAUGUGAUGUCUUCAGUCUAGUGUUAGUGAGUGUAAGUGUGAGUUGUGCAUGAUAAACACUAAACCAUAGCUUGUGCUGUACAGUAUAAGUGUUCAUAGAGAGAAAUGAUGUGAAACUGAAGGAAACCCGUUAACCUGUGGAUCUUUAGUACUGAUAUUUGCACUGACAGGACCGUGUGUAUGUAUUAUGAGGAAAUGUGUGCGCUGCUUCUGCUACUGAACAAGCGCUGAUCAUCUCAAAUGUUUCAUGUGAGUUGGUUUUUAAAGCUGUGCAUGCAUAUAUAAUCAGCAUUCAUUCAGCAUUUAUGCCUGUUGGAUUAAAUUUACUGUUGCAAAAUACUUAUUUGAAUGUUUAAAUGAAGAUAAUGCUUUGAACAACACAGCAAUCUCACUUUAUUUCCUUUAUUUUAGCCUACUAAUGGUAAAAACGGCAACACUUUACAGUAAGGUCUAAUUUGUUAACAUUAGUUAGUUAACGUGCUAAUUAUGAACAGUCGUUUAUUAAUCUUUUAGUUAAUAAAAAUACAUUGUUCGUGUUAGUUCACAGUGCAUUAAGGUAACAUAAAUUAUUUUUAUUUAAAAUUGAAAGUAGAAAUGAACAUUUAUUGUUAACAAAUUAACCCGUACAGUGUGACACAGUUGCAUGUCAGUUUUUAUGUUAAUGAUAUAAUUUUUUACAGUUUCGUCUGUAAUAUUCAAGUAAUCCUUGACUAGCUGGUUAAGGUGUGUUUAAGUAGAAUUAGAGCUUAAUUUCUGCUUAAUUUAGACACACUGUUAAAAAAAGAGAAAGAAAGAGGUUUGACAAAGCUUUAUUUGAAGAAAAAAAAAAAAGCAUUUCAUAACAAUCUUCACAUUAACAACUCGCAUAAUAAAUAUAAAAUGUAAAAAUUCACACCCAAAUGUCCAUCAUAAACAAUGCACAAAACAUCAUUUACACACAAGUCACUGAAAACCGUCUCAUUAUUUACAAGACUAAAGAAAGAAAGAAAAAUAAUAUAAUUUCUUGAGAUAAAUUUUAACAUUAUGAUGAAUGUUCCUAUGUGCAAUUCUUGAAAGUAAUGUUAUUAAGAAGAGAGUGUAUAGUUUAAGACAAGUUGGAGGUAAAUCUAAUUUGAAGAGGUUAUUACAAUGAUUUUUUUAAGAUUUUAUUGAAUUUUUAAAUUAUUUAUUUAUUUAGCCUUUCGAACAAUCCAGAGAAAAUAAAAGAUAACAUAAUGUUUUUGUGAACACAAAAGUUUUAUUUUUAUGCUUAAGUUAGAAAAUAAGACGAUUUCAGUGUUAUUCUUUGUAAGUGUUAUGAAUUUUUGAUUAAUUGUUGGUUUCCUAGCUCCUCCUAAUAAACUCUUAUAAUCGGUUUAUUACGCCCUCGCCGAGCAGAAGGGGGCGUGUCCGGCCGCGACCAAAAGGGGCGGGGCGCAGGUGGGUGUGUCUCUCAGCUGAUGCGCGCCGCUCGCGCGCUCUCCCUUUCCUCGCGCGCGCGCGCUUCAUCUCCGUCGCGGGCGUCAGCGGCAGCGCAUCGCGCGGCUUCACGCGUUGGUUUACGCCGCAGCAGCAGAGCAGCAUCCGAGCGAACGGACAGACGGAUCCGCGGUGAGACAUGUGUGUGUGUGUGACCCGGCUCACUUCCCCUUCAUGCACGUGUGUGCUGGAGCUGUGGGCGGUGGAGUGAAGCGCUCGAGGCUCCUGGCAUGGGCAGCGUAGGGAGCGGGGCCUCCAGUCAGCGGCCCAUCACAAUGCGCAGCGUGGGCACCCGCACCACCCCCAACGGCCCGCUGGCGGCCGCGCCGCCCCCCGCCUCGGCCCGCCGCCGCCUGGACGACCGCAGCUUCAGCGCCGAGCGCAUCCCCGGCCCCAGCACCAAGACCAAGGGUGUCUCCGCCGACGAGCACAGCUACAACGCCGAGAGGGAUUUCCACGCUAACGCUCGCAACCACGCCGACGUCGAGCGCGCCGCGGCACACAACGCCAACCGCCAGCAGACGCUCAACGGAGAGAGGCUGGUGUCCAACGUGGUGUUCGCCAACGGGGCGCGGCGGGAAGGACACAGGCGCGGAGAGAGUCUGGACCUGUGCGGGAACAACAUCGUGCUGAACAAUGACAAGAACGGCAGCCAUCAAGCUCCACCGCAUCCGCCCCGGCCACACAAGGACAAGAGCAAAGCCAAACCCGAUAAUCACAACCCGCCCAACAUCCUGCCCGUCUCGGGAAAACUCGAGCAUGCACAGACCAAUGACUCUCUGGUGCGUCCAUCAGCCUUCAAACCUGUGGUGCCCAAGAGCUUUCACUCCAUGCAGAACCUGGUGUGUCCCCUCCAGACCAGCUCCGGGACGGCCGGUCCGGGCAGCGGCGGCGAGAAGGGCGGUCCGAACCAGGACAGUCCCGGGACACAUGCUGGCGCGGGCCGGGCCGGACAGGGCAGUCUGUCGGACUCCGGGAGGAACUCUCUGACCAGUCUGCCCACGUACACGGGCUCCAGCUAUGGCCCGCCGCCCGCGCUCGGACCCCUCAGUGCCUCCACCAGCCACAUCAACCGGCUGGGCACCGUCGCCCUGGACAAGCCGGGCUACCAGAACGGCCUCAGCGCCUCGGACAGCGGCCGCUCCUCCUCAGGCAAGAGCUCCUCCUCGUACCAGCGCCUUAGUCACCUGAGCGACGCUCCCGCGCCCCUGAGACCCUCUCCGUCCUCCGACGACGUGAUUCAGGACCUGGAGGACCGUCUGUGGGAGAGAGAGCAAGAAGUAAGUAAGGUGAUUCACAUGAGACGUAACCUGGACCAGAGCGAGGCGGCCAUCGUGCAGGUGUUCGAGGAGAAGCAGCGUGUGUGGGAGCGAGAGAUGGAGGAGCUGAGGCAGAACUACGCCGGGCGGCUGCAGCAGGUGACCCGACGAGCCCAGCGCACACAGCAGGCCCUGCAGGCGCAGAUCGCCCGUCUGCAGCAGGACAAGCGGCGGCUGCAGGACGAGAUGACGCUGCUGCUCGCUCAGAGAGAGGAGCUGGAGAAGAAGUGCUUGGACUUCAGGAAGGAGCAGGCCGAUAUCCUGCCCAGACUGGAGGAGACCAAGUGGGAGGUGUGUCAGAAGGCGGGCGAGAUCUCUCUGCUGAAGCAGCAGCUGCGGGAUAGUCAGGGCGAGGUGACGCAGCGGGCCGGAGAGAUGGUGGCCCUCAGGGGUCAACUGAAGGAUCUCAAUGCCCAGCUGAGAGAGCGAGAGGAGGCCGAGAUCAGCCUCAAAGAGUCCUUCUGCACCAAAACCCUGGAGCUGGAGCGCUGCGAGGCCGAGCUGCAGACCAUGCUGGCCGAGGUGACGGUGCUCCGAGACAAGCUGAGCGCGUUUGAAUCGGAGGUGGCGCGGCUGAAGAAGGCCCUCAGUGAACUCAGCAGCGGCGCCAGUCGCGCCAGUGAGCCCAGCCUGACCGAUGUGGGUCAGCUGGUGGCUUCCCGCAGCCGAGAGCGUCUUCUGUCCCCUCCGGAGACGCCCACGUCCCUCCCCGCGCUCCCGGCGCCAGACCCGCUGCUCUCGCUGCAGAGCGACGACUCCAAGGCGCAGCGGCAGGAUUCGGGCGACCUGCGGCGUCAGCUGGAGCGACUGCAGGGCGAGCUGCGUCUGGAGCGGCAGCAGCGAGAGCGGCAGGCGCUCACCUUCGCUCAGGAGCGCCAGACCUGGCAGGACGAGAAGGAGCGAGUGCUAAAGUACCAGGCGCAGCUGCAGCUCAGCUACGUGGAGAUGCUGCAGAAGAACCAGGCUCUGGAGGAGCGUGUGGACAAGCUGGGAGCCCAGAUCGUCACGCCGUCGCCCGCCUCGCCUCCACCACUUCCAGAGCCCCCCGUGUCCGUGUCCAUAUCGCUCACCUCUCCCACCCCGCCGGUGGAGGAGAAGAAGCUGCCAGAGAUGCACCAGCUGGCUCCGCCGUGGCCCGUGCCGACCCGACUGGAGAGGAUCGAGUCGACGGAGAUCUAAUGCAUCCCUGAUUACAACUGCAUUCAGUACAAUCCAAAAACUGAACCGCUUCCGAGGACUGUCCAAGGAUGCCCUGCUUGUCUGGGGCAGGUGUGUGGGUUGAGGGCAGGUUCGUUGGGUAGUUACGAGAGCGUGUGUGGCCUUAUCAGGAGGAGGUCAGUCGCCAAGCGGAAAACACUCAGGGGUUUAAGGGGAUUCACGGACUGUUUAAGCUUUGUGUUUUUACAGGCGCGAGGGUUUAGGCGAUUAAGAAGUCACCAUCUUUCCUAGAUGCGCUGAGGAAUAUCCUUACGAUCACGGCAUCUUCUGUACUCUGCAGCCUUCAAACAAUCAAAACUAGAGUUACCAGGCUAAAACUGCAGGGAGUUUCUCUUAAAGUGAAGAUCUCGCAUGGUGCUCAGACGCAACGCGCCAUCACGUUUAGGACCAAAUCUUAGUGCCAGUCUCGAGAGUGUUUAUGUCGAUGUUCGUCGGGCCGCAGAAACAUACUCUACGCAAGUACACAGACGUGCAGGACAAAUUAAACAGAUUAUUCAAAAGAUUUGAUGCUUUUGAAAGAAGUCUCAGCAAGGCUGCAUUUAAUUGAUCAAAAAUACAGUGAAAAAUGUGAAAUAUUAUUGCAAUUUAAAAUAGCUGUUUUCUAUGUGAAUAUCUGUUAAAAUCUAAUUUAUUGCUUUGAUCAAAGCUGAAUUUUCAAUGUCAUUAUUCUAGUCUUCAGUGUCACAUGAUCCUUCAGAAAUCGUUCUACGCUCCGUAAACACAGUGUGACAACUUGUAGCAAAAUUCCAUUCACCAACAAAUUACAUUAAGUUUUAACAAAUUACACAAUUGUUUAAUUGAUUACUCAAAAAUAUUUUGUUACAAUUAAUUUCAACAUAUCUACUAUCCAUAUCUAAAUCUUAUCUGUUAUUUUUGGUCAGCGGAUGCAGACAUUUCAGUUUAAAUUACAUGCUGUAUUCAGCAGAUCAAUUAACAGAAAUUUCUAUUUAAAUUACACUCAAUAUUAAUGAUGUAAUAAAAAUUAAAAAAUCAAUUAAUGCAGACAUUUCUGUUUAAAUUACACUCAAUAUUAAUGAUGAAAUCAAAUGUAAAAAAAUGAAAUAACACAGAAUAUUAAGUUUAUGUAAUAGAAAUAGAAAUUAAAGCAGAAACUUCAAGUACAAUCAAUAUUAAGUUGAUUACUCAAAAAUAUUUUGUUACAAUUAAUUUCAGCAUAUCUACUAUCCAUAUCUAAAUCUUAUGUUAUUUUUAUUUUUUAAGGUCAGCUGAUGCAGAUAUUUCCGUUUAAAUUGCAGACACAUGCAGUAUUCAGCUAUGUAAUCCGAAUAAAAAAGAUCAAUUAACAGAAAUUUCUAUUUAAAUUGCACUCAACAAUUAAGUUGGUGUAAUUAAGAUAAAAAUCAAUUAUGUUGUCAGUUAUGUUAAAUUAUGUUAAAAUCAUUUAUGUUUAAAUUACACUCAAUAUUAAUGAUGAAAUAAAAUUGAAAAAAAUGAAAUAGCACAUAAUUUUAAGUUUAUGUAAUAGAAAUAGAAAUUAAAGCAGAAACGUCAAGUACAAUCGAUAUUAAGUUGAUGUAAUGAUCCAGAUUAUUAUGUCAACAUUUUAAAUUUUCAUGAUUAUUUUAUUUUUUAGGAUUCACACAUAGAAAGUUCAAAAGAACAGCUUUUAUUUAAAAUAGAAUUUUUUUGACAUUAUAAAUGUCUUUACUGUCACUUUUGAUCAAUUUAACGCAUCCGUGACGAAUAAAAGUAUUAAAUCUUACUGACCCUGAGCUUUUGAACGGUAGCGUAUCAGACUCAGAAUGCAUUGAUGCGAUGCAUAAUAAAUUGCUCGUCUCAGAAUACAGUGAAAUAGAGUUUGUGUUUGCAUCCGUGUGCUCGGAUAGAGUAUGUUUGGAGGCCGAGGCCUGGUGCGGGAUAGAGGAGCGCUCAACCCUCCUGCUCUAUUGCCCAAAGCAGCGGCGGAGGACGUGUAUUCAUUUCAACUCAGAACGUACUGUAUCACCUGAAUGUUGUUUUUGCCCUUUUCUAUGUUUUGAGCAAUGUAGAGUAAACUAGAACGAGAGAUUGAGAUUAAAAAACAAGUCAAUAUGUUAGUGCACUUGACGCUUCGGUCUCAGACCAUCCUGCUUUUAAACUGAGGACUCGGUUGUUGUGAACAACAGCUACUGAAUGAGGUUUGGUUGAUGAAGCUGCUAGACUGACGGACAGCGGCUGAGCCAAAACUGUGCAGAGGGUCGACGGCUCGAUCUCGAUUUAGUCAGCGGAUUAUAUUUGAAUAUGACUUUACAUUCUUCCAAAAAGAGCAUAUAAUAUGUGUCAAUGUAUACAUACUGAAAGUAUCAUUUAGAAUAUUUGACUUUAAAAAUGUCAUAUGCAGUAGAUUGAAGUGAUGAUUUAAAUGUGUUGAAGUAAGUGCACAGUGCACAGAAAUCACGUGGAAUAUCGGAAGGGUUUGUGAAGACUGAAAUGUGGGGGUUGUGUGGUAGUUGAAGACGGAGAUUGUUAUACGACGUGUACUGUUUCUGCAGUGUGUAUAUUCUGUGUCGCAUACAACAGAGCACACUCUGCACGAUACUGUUUCCCACAAUGCAAAGUGUGUGGACUGACUUUGCAUUAACAGUGUGAUGAAUGAAUGGGAAAUCUGGUCAGAAUGCAAAAUCACUUCUUAUCUCAAUUCCUGCCUUUUUGAGUUUAAAUCUUGCAAAUCUGACUUUAGUCCCUUAGUCAGAAUUGUGAGAUAUCAAUUGAAACUUAUCUUUAACUUCUCUUACACUUCUGGCUUUUUUCAGAAUUGAGAGUUAUGACUGAAUUGUGAGCUAUAAAGUCAUUAAUGUGAGACGAAAUGUCAGAGUUGCGAGAUAUAAACUCGCAAUUUGUGAGAAUUGUGAAAUAUAAAGUCAUUAUUGCGAGAUAUAAGCUAAAAAUUGUGAUAUGUAGUAUAAACGUGCAAUACACAUUUUGAUUUGCAAUUCUAGCAAUUUUGACUUUUUAUCUGACAAUUCUGACAUUUUUCUCGCAAGUGGAGAAAAAAAGUCAAAAUUGUAAGAUAUAAGCUCACGAUUUGCGAGAAAAAAAUAACAAUGACGUUUUAUCUUACAAUUCUGACUUUUGUUCCCAGUUGCAUGUUUAUAUCUUGCAAUUCUGAGAAAAUGAAGAAAGUCAUUAUUGCGAGAUGUAAACAUAAAAUAUAUAAACUCAUAAUUCAGAGAUUAAAAACUCAAGCCUGUUUCUGCCACGGAAUAAAAAAUCUCAAAAUCCUUACUUUUUUCUCACAAUUACAAGUUUGUAUUUAUAUAUAUAUAUAUAUAUAUAUAUAAAAUGUAAAAAAAAAUCAGAAUUGUGAGUUUUAAAAAAAAAUCGCAAUUACCUUUUUUAUUUCUUUAUUCUGUUGCAGAAGUAAGCGUCCAUAGAAUGCCAUGUGCACUGUAUACUGUAUACUAAUUUUUUUUUUCAAUGACAUGUGAAACAGAACACAAUUCAGCGUCUUCUGAAUAAAAACUGCUAUGUUGCACUCUUCAAACAAAUGUUUGUAAAAACAGCAUCUAAUCAAAUCAAGAAGGUCUGUAUGAUGAUGGUCAUGUCUUCACACUGGAAACAGAAGGUCAAGCGUGCAGUAUGUAGUAUGCAGUGUGCUCUCUUGUAUAGAAACAGCACAAGUCGUAUGCUUGUAUGCUUUUUUCCGAACACGGCCAGAUAACAAAUGCACUACAGGCUCUGACGAGGGACAAACGCUAUUGUUUGCAAUUGUAGUGGUAGCAUUUUACAGAACACCUUUUGUCACAAAGUCUUGAAAUAAGCUACAGAAGUUAUUCCAUUGAACCAAAAUCGAUGACUUUCACUGAUAUUUCUUUAACGCAGUCACAUCGCAGCACUAACAAGCCAGAUUCCCUCUCUUUUGCAUAGGAAACGAAUCUCGGAAACAAGCACAAACAAGCGAUUCAUUUCCCUCAACUGUAGAAAUGCAAUAGAAAGAUUGACGUGGAGAACUCUGGUCUUUUCCCAACGCUCGUGCCUCUUCUUUUCUAUCAUGCCAUAUUUGAGAUAAUCAUCGCAGCUUUAUGACACUAGGUGUUACGAGAGAAAGCUUUAGAUGGACGCCACACCUCUGCUGUCUUUGGCCACAUUUGCUGCUAUGUGCUUCUGUUGUGUCCUGCUGUGUUCUUGGUAGAGACAAAGGCAGUCGACUGCAUGUAAAUAUCACUGUUCCUUAUGUGUACAGAACUAUUCUAUCCAAAUAUACCGAGCUAAUGCGUGUGAAUACUUUUGUGAAGUAAUGAGACUGACAUGUCAGCUUUUAUUUUUCAAAACUAUUAAUAUAGGAAUAUAAUAUACAUAUAUGAAUCUUAAAACCUUCGAUCGGCUAUAUUACGGUAAAGUCAUACAUUCGAGAGUCCGAUGUCUUUUCCCUUUCUCCAUCAGUUCUUGAGAUGUAUGGGUGCGCGACGCCACCGAGGUUUUUGUAAACAUUUCAUUUUUUCCUUUCGUUCUUUUUUCAGAAUUUGCUUGAGAAAAGCAUAUCU